ACUUCACUUCAUUUCACUAUCACAAAAUUCACAAAAACUAAUCAAAAAACCAAAGCACAGCCAUGGAUGAAUUCAGUGGGAAUCAUAUUCCAGCUUUUGGCAGCUGGGAUUGUAACAACAACCAUCUUCCAUUCACUCAAUGUUUUGAAUCAGCAAGGCAAGCUGGUUUCAUUGGUUAUGGCUACGGAGGCUACCCACAAGACCGUGAUCUUUACGUCGCCGGUGACCUUUACGAGAACAAUGUCGUUACUCCGGCCAUGAUCGUUGUUCCUCGCCGCCGCCGGAGGAAAGCUCCGGUGAGGGUAUGUGAUUAUGAUUAUGAUAUUGUAUACUCUGGGAAGCAAGCUCCGGCGCCGGUGAAACAAAGAAAAGGUGCUGACUUUGACUUUGACUUCAAAGUAAAACCAAAGGCUGUUGAUGAAGACUUGUACAAGAUUUCGCCGGAGCUCCUCCGUGGAACGCCGAGAAGGAAGAGCAAGAGGUGGGGGUUGUUUUCAAUGUGCAUGCUGCCAACUUGUGUCAUGUGAAAUGUUUGAGGAAAAAAAAAAAGCUUAGAUAAAUAGUAGAGCCUGACUAGAGUUGUUAUAAUAUAUUAAUAUUAAUAUAUAAUAUGUAUGAAAGGAGAUUAUGAUGAAAUGGCCCAUGGGAAUGAAGAUGAAGCUAUUUUGAUAAUGAAGAUGAGAA
Erigeron canadensis is the source of this 684-nucleotide messenger RNA. RefSeq lists its product as uncharacterized. The record is from RefSeq and is a predicted model, not a curated record. Bases 63 to 527 code for a protein of 154 amino acids. The transcript has 4 exons. Lineage: Eukaryota; Viridiplantae; Streptophyta; Magnoliopsida; Asterales; Asteraceae.